Messenger RNA from Lindgomyces ingoldianus, 1041 nucleotides. RefSeq names its product Phospholipase/carboxylesterase. NCBI's taxonomy places the organism in Eukaryota, Fungi, Ascomycota, Dothideomycetes, Pleosporales, Lindgomycetaceae. The transcript has 4 exons. Bases 49 to 759 code for a protein of 236 amino acids. The record is from RefSeq and is a predicted model, not a curated record. Gene Ontology annotation, molecular function: palmitoyl-(protein) hydrolase activity; carboxylic ester hydrolase activity. Gene Ontology annotation, biological process: protein depalmitoylation. Gene Ontology annotation, cellular component: cytoplasm.
CAACAUAAACGCUCUUCUCUCCUGGAAUCCCCCCAGUCUUGCCUCAAUAUGGUUCUAACUACACCCUUAGUCGUACCCGCUAUCAAGCGACACACGGCCACAGUUAUUGUUGCUCACGGGCUGGGAGAUAGCGGGGCAGGAUGGAUCUUCCUCGCAGAGAACUGGCGACGCCGAAGUAAAUUUGGAGAGGUCAAGUUCGUGUUUCCAAGCGCGCCGAUGAUUCCCAUCACAUGUAACGGGAGAAUGCGAAUGCCUGGAUGGUACGACAUCAUAUCCCUCACCGAUAUUGCUGGGCGCGAAGAAGAUGAGGCCGGCAUAACCCAAAGCCGCGAUUACUUUCACAGUCUUAUCGACGCCGAAAUCGCCAACGGCAUCCCCGCGGACCGCGUCGUCAUUGGAGGCUUCUCACAAGGCGGCGCCAUAUCCCUGCUAUCUGGCGUCACAUACAAGAGCCAGCUCGGCGGAAUAUUUGGCCUGAGCUGCUACCUGCUUCUUCAGAAGAAGCUCAAGGAUAUGACCCCCGCAGAGACCCCAAACGAGAAUACUCCCAUUUUCAUGGGACAUGGUGACUCGGACCAGGUGGUAGCAUAUAAGUACGGGAAGGCGAGUGCUGACGCGCUCACUGAACUGGGCUAUAAGGUGGACUUCCGGACAUACGAAAACCUUAUCCAUUCGGCGGACCCUGAAGAGAUCGACCACCUGGAGGCUUAUUUGAAUCAGCAAAUUCCCCCGCUUGGCGAAAACAAUACAUCCCUCUGACUAUCUUUGCCCUCCUCCCUUCCGACGAGGCCUCCAUCCCCUGAGCUUGUUACAGCUUCAGUAUUGGCUGUCUCAUUGGCUAUUCUUUGCAUUUCAGCGUUCAAGAAACGAAUGACCUGUCACGACAGCUAGAUGAGUUGAAGGCAAACAGAGUGAAUGUCUCAGAAGCAAGCCUCUGAGAAUUUUCUUCUCUAAUUACAUCUCACUCAAAAGUAGCAUGAAUCCUUGGCAUUGGUUCCUCGAUGGCUUCUGAUUACUUCAAUAUAUCUCUAAUGUUCUCCA